AUGACAGAUGACUGCGGAAACGGGGAGGAUGGAAGGAGAGAAAAGUUUUCGCAUGUAGCGGACGAGACGGACAAAACUGCAGACUGCCGUCUCUGCCCGGCGAAACACAUAAAUAAUCCAGCAAAGACGCCACUGCAUUGGAGCAUGAAUCACCCAGAUACCAUCUACGUAUGUCUAGUUUCAAUCGAGAUGUUGAGCGCGCGCGCUCCGAGUAAUUUGACUCAAGUGCCAACAGUUACUUUAAAUAAGAGAAGAUUUUUAGAGGUGCUUGAAACGGAUGAGGCUAUAGCACCAUUUUUGGACUACACCACGUUAUCUGGGGGCGGUUUGAAGUUUGAAUUCUUUAGUCGUGUGUGUGAAAAAGGAAAAAGCCGAAAACGACCAGUGAGAAAAGAAAAUUGGAAAAGGUCCAAAUUAAAAGCGCAAAGGCGUAGGCCAAAAGGUGUACCUGAAUAUCCCACAUGCCGCUAUGACAAGAUAUCUACUUUUUCAUGUAAGAAGCUAUCAAUGAGUGAUAUCCAUCGAUUUCAUAAGCUAAUUUAUUCAUGCAGCAGUAAAAAUGAACAAGACAUGCUUAUAUUAAAAUUUUGUGAAGGGGUACAACCCAAAAGAAGUUUUGGAAAGAAAAAAUCAAUUUCUAUCCAGUAUUAUAUUUCAAAAAAUGUCGGGACUAGAGUCAGAGUUUGUAAAGCCGCAUUUAAAGGGAUUACUUUGCUGAGUCCAUUCAGAAUCGAGAGACUAGCACGCAGUCAUCUUUUGAAACGAGAAGCGCCAACAGAGAAGAGAGAAGGAGGCCGAAUUAAAGACAAAAAUGAUCAAGUUAAACAAUCAAUAAAAAUGUUUAUCGAAAGUCUGACAUGUGCAGAAUCCCAUUAUAGAUCAUGGUCAUACAAGUAGAUUAUACCUUCC
This is a messenger RNA of Acanthoscelides obtectus, 909 nucleotides long. NCBI's taxonomy places the organism in Eukaryota, Metazoa, Arthropoda, Insecta, Coleoptera, Chrysomelidae. The record is from the annotation of a GenBank genome assembly.